Molecule: messenger RNA, 506 nt
Organism: Coccinella septempunctata (seven-spotted ladybird)
Lineage: Eukaryota; Metazoa; Arthropoda; Insecta; Coleoptera; Coccinellidae
Product: U6 snRNA-associated Sm-like protein LSm5
Exons: 3
Coding region: 116-385 (89 amino acids)
Biological process (GO): mRNA splicing, via spliceosome
Cellular component (GO): Lsm1-7-Pat1 complex; U6 snRNP; U4/U6 x U5 tri-snRNP complex
Molecular function (GO): RNA binding
Source: RefSeq, a predicted model, not a curated record
AGAUUGGUAAACACCGUGGUUUUGCUGUCUAACCUCACAAAUUUUCAAAGUAAAUUUGAAAAUUGAAACUCAAAUAAACUUUUGCGACUCAUUUUUCCAUUCAAUUGCACUCAAAAUGUCUACAAUGCCAGUUUCCUCCACAACUUUACUACCUUUAGAACUCGUAGACAAAUGUAUAGGUUCACGAAUUCAUAUUAUUAUGAAAAAUGAUAAAGAAAUGGUAGGAACACUAGCUGGUUUCGAUGAUUUUGUCAACAUGUUAUUGGAAGAUGUAACAGAAUAUGAGUCAACACCUGAAGGGCGAAGAAUUACAAAACUAGACCAAAUAUUAUUGAACGGAAAUAAUAUUACCAUGUUGGUCCCAGGGGGAGAAAUGCCUGAGUGAAAUAUGGAACCAAAUAAUAAAUAAUUUCUUUUACUUUUGAUGUAAGACUUCUUUAUUGAAUAAGUGUUAUAUGAUUUCAAAUUGGCAUUUUCUACAAAAAUAAAUUACCUAUUUCAAAACA